AUGGGUUUGUGCCAGGAGCAGUACAUGUACGCCCGCACACAUGCUGUAGAAUCCCGCAACGCGGAUCCUCCGACCGCCGACAAGGACGUGUACGCUGACAGCGACGACCAGUGUUCUGAAGAUGUUGAGCUUACAUCCCUUGUGAAAGCCAAGCUGAACAAGCAGGACUCACCUUCCACGACCGAGAAUGCAGAUACCACAUACGAGCUAACUCUUGAGAGCCCUCCCGUCUAUGACACUGCUCUCUGCUACAAGUGCGUGAUGCAUGGUGCCGAUCCAAAGAGGUCAAGUGCAGUGUCUAUCAGGGAAGCAGCGGAGGUGAAGGACUGCUUGCUGAAAGUUUACAUGAAAGGGCACAGACUGUCCAGCCUUCGCCGCAUUCUCGGUGGCGGUGGGUUCUUCAUAGUUUGUCGGGAGGGUGCUGGUCGUGUCGCUCUACGCGAGGAUAGAGGCACAAGAUAA
Molecule: messenger RNA, 462 nt
Organism: Besnoitia besnoiti
Lineage: Eukaryota; Apicomplexa; Conoidasida; Eucoccidiorida; Sarcocystidae
Product: SAG-related sequence
Exons: 1
Coding region: 1-462 (153 amino acids)
Cellular component (GO): membrane
Source: RefSeq, a predicted model, not a curated record